AUGUUCUUUGCAAAUGUUCAUCCUAUUUGGGAGGACAAUCGUCCUGUACCACCAAACGUCGUAUAUAUGGGAGGCCUGCAUCAAAAUAAACCAAAAACGUUACCCGAGGACCUUCAAUCGUAUCUGGACUCUUCGAAAAACGGUGUGAUUUAUGUAAGUUUCGGGACCAAUGUAAAACCUUCACUGUUACCUGUGAGCAAGAUUGAAGCUAUGAUCAGAGUUUUCUCGCACUUACCUUAUGAUGUUCUAUGGAAAUGGGACAAAGAUGAACUACCUCAACGUUCGGUAAACAUCAAAAUCUCAAAAUGGUUACCACAAUCCGAUUUAUUGAGACACCCAAAUAUCAAACUAUUCAUCACCCAAGGAGGGUUGCAAUCCACAGACGAAGCAAUUAUGGCUGGAGUCCCGCUCAUUGGUAUACCCAUGCUGGGUGAUCAAUGGUACAAUGUCGAGAAAUACGUUCGGCACAAAAUUGGCCUACGUCUGGAUUUGGAUAUAAUAAAUGAAGAGAUAUUUGAGAAUGCUAUAAAAACCGUUAUACAGGACAAAAGCUACCGUAAGAACGUAGCCCGUUUACGAGGGAUAAUGAUGGACCAGCCACAAAGUCCCCUAGAGCGUGCCGUUUGGUGGACAGAGCACGUUCUUCGCCAUGGAGGUGCACGACACCUGCGGCCUCCCACAGCCAACAUGAGCUGGGCAGAUUAUUUGGAAUGGAAACUGGUGUGCUUCUCGGCAACAUUAAGUACGCUGGCUUUGAUCACAUUGUACGUCUUAGUGUCGACGAUUUGGAAAUUUGCUCUAAAGUAUGUGCUGCACAAUGUUAAAAUUAAGACGGCU
Iphiclides podalirius (scarce swallowtail) is the source of this 837-nucleotide messenger RNA. The record is from the annotation of a GenBank genome assembly. NCBI's taxonomy places the organism in Eukaryota, Metazoa, Arthropoda, Insecta, Lepidoptera, Papilionidae.